AUGUAUCCGUCCAUCCGAAAAGCAUAUAAACUCAGAGCUCUGCUCACACAGCAUCGCAGAAUGGAUUUACUGGUGCAGCAUCAGCCGGAGAUAGCAGAAGACUUUGGAAAAAAUCAGACCCCGAUCACCUAUUUUAUUAUUAAGGGGAUUUCUGAGGUCCCAGAGCUGCAAGUUAUGGUUUUCCUUUUGGUUCUUUUUGUUUAUCUCAUUACAGUGAGUGGGAACAUGACCAUUCUCAUGCUUGUCUUGGUGGACCCCCACUUACACACACCAAUGUACUUUUUCUUGGGAAAUUUAUCCUUUUUGGAUAUAUUUUGCUUGACUAUUACACUCCAUAAAAUCCUUCUAACAUUCAUGUCAGGGGAUAAAACAGUUUCAUUUUUUAACUGUAUGGCACAAAUGUAUUUAUUUUCCUCCUUGACUUGCAAUGAGCUCCUACUACUGACCGCAAUGAGCUACGAUCGCUACGUUGCCAUAUGUAACCCUUUGUAUUAUCACAUGAUGAUGAACAGUAAAAUCUGUUUUCUUCUGGCGGUCAUCUGCUGGGUGUUGGGAUUUGUAGAAGUCAUUCCUCACAUGUCAGUAAUAUCACGCUUUUCUUGUUAUAAGUCCAAUGAGAUUAACCACUAUUUUUGUGACAUUUUGCCAAUCAUGAAGCUUUCUUGUAGUGAUACCACUGUAUUGAAGCUUGUGAUUUUUAUUGAAGGUCUGCUAGUUGUGAGUUUUACUCCUUUUGUCUUCACUUUCAUCUCCUAUGUCUUCAUCAUUGCCACCAUACUGAGGAUCCGUUCGAGCACUGGGAGACAAAAAGCAUUUUACACAUGUUCUUCACAUCUGACAGUCGUUAUUAUUCUUUACAUGAGUCUGUGUUGCCAAUAUCUGAGACCAAGCUCAACAGAUACUCUGGAUUCCAAUAAAGUCUUCUCUCUGUUUAACACAGCCGCCGUGCCAGUCUUAAAUCCGUUCAUUUACAGCCUGAAAAAUAAGGACGUCAAGUCAGCCGCCAAGCGGCAGCUGAAAUGGUUGCUGUGA
Pelobates fuscus (common spadefoot toad) is the source of this 1032-nucleotide messenger RNA. Its product is annotated as olfactory receptor 6C74-like. Gene Ontology annotation, molecular function: G protein-coupled receptor activity; odorant binding; olfactory receptor activity. The record is from RefSeq and is a predicted model, not a curated record. The transcript has 2 exons. Gene Ontology annotation, biological process: G protein-coupled receptor signaling pathway. Gene Ontology annotation, cellular component: membrane. Bases 1 to 1032 code for a protein of 343 amino acids. Lineage: Eukaryota; Metazoa; Chordata; Amphibia; Anura; Pelobatidae.